AGUGCAAUAUCGACUCUCGUUAAAAACAGUUGUGCUGAUCCAUACUAUACGCGUCUGCUAUAGACGACCAACCGUAACGUUAUAUCGAACACUAGCGAAAUCUUUAGAUACUUAGCUGACAAACUGUAAUGAACUAAUUCGGAAAUAAUUAUCGAAAAAGAAAAAUAGUACUAUAAAAAACGAUACUAAUUAUUACUUUGUUAUUAAGUUUUAAAAAGUUUGCCAUUUUAUGGUUCACGGCUUAACGAACACCUUUGGGACAGAGUGAAGCAUUUUGUGUUUGGUUUUACAGUUUUAAAGUUUUAACGUGUUUUUUUUAAUUAAAUUUAAAUUACCCGUGGCACAAAUAAUAUCAAAAAUAGUUGUUAUAUGAAAUAUGGAUGAUGGUAAUAGUGAUGAACUCAAGAAUAAGGGUAAACAUCCACAACUAAGCUCAAACUAUUUGUCAAAUUUAUUUUUUUGUUGGGGUUUAAAACUAUUUUACAAGGGAUGGAACAAAGAACUGAAUGAAGACGACUUAUACAAGCCCUUUGAAGAACAUGAAUCUGCUUACCUCGGAGAUCAGCUUGAAACUUUUUGGAAGUUAGAAAAACUAGAACACUCACAUCCAUGCCUCAUACGUCCGAUUUGGAAAUUAUUCAAAAAGGAUAUCCUCAAACAUGCCUGUUGGACCUUUGUUUUAGAAUUUUUAUUAAAGUUAUCACAGCCUUUACUUUUAAGAAAGCUUAUAGAAUAUUACGAACCAAGUCAAACGUCAAUAACUCUCACAGAAGCAUAUAUAUACUCCCUAUGUAUAGUUUUGUGCUCGUUACUGUACGUAGUUUUCUGCCACUCGUUCCAUCUUUCACUGCAACACCUUGGAAUGAAAAUAAGAAUAGCCUGUUGUUCGUUGAUCUACAGAAAAAGUUUGAAAUUAAGCAAAAAAGCUUUAGUGAAAACAACGAUCGGUCAGAUGAUAAAUUUGCUGUCCAAUGAUGUUAACAGAUUUGACAAUAUUUUUAGAUAUUGUCAUUUUCUUUGGGUUGGUCCGUUGGAAAGCAUAGUUGUAAUGUAUUUGAUUUUUGAGGUAACUGGUUAUACCGGGCUAGCUGGAUUCUUGAUUCUGCUUCUAUUUAUUCCCUUUCAAAUGGUGAUGGGGAAGUUAACAACCCAAUACAGGCAGAAAACAGCUGGCAAAACAGAUGAAAGGGUUUUACUCAUGAGUGAAAUCAUUUGUGGGAUACAAGUAAUUAAGAUGUAUACUUGGGAAAGAUCUUUUUCCAAACUAAUCGAGCAAAUAAGAAAUUCAGAAAUAAAACAAAUUCGCCUCACUUCUUACAUUCGAGCCCUUCAUAUGUCUUUCAGCAAAUUUAUAACAAGGGCAGCAGUAUUUUUAUGUAUUAUAACCUAUACUUUCACUGGAAAAAGACUUAAUGCUGGGUACGUCUACGUCAUCUCUUCGUUUUAUAAUAUUUUAAAAUCAGCAGUCAGUAAUGACUUUCCUCAAGCCAUAACUCAGACUGCGGAAGCUUUAGUAUCUAUAGCUAGAAUAGAAGAGUUUCUUCAGUUUGAUGAGGUUUAUUAUGAGCCUAUAAGAGAACCUUAUAAAGCUAAGAAGAUAACAUCUGGUACAUCGCUUAUACAUAGUUCUAAAAAGAAGAAAUCUGUAGGUGUGUAUUUAGAAAACGUCUCAGCAAAGUGGAUAAAUACACAAGAAGAAAACACUUUAAUGAAUAUAAAUUUUAACGUUGGUCCUCAACAACUGGUAGCUAUAGUAGGAGCAGUUGGAUCUGGUAAAACAUCUCUUCUUCAAACCAUCAUGAAAGAGCUACCACUUAGUCAAGGCAACAAAGAUACUGUUGGUAAAAUCUCCUAUGCUUCACAAGAGCCAUGGUUGUUUGCUAGUACCAUCAAACAAAAUAUUUUAUUUGGUGAACCGUGGGAUCCUAAAAAGUACGAGCGAGUUAUCAAAGUAUGUGCCUUGGAAAGGGAUCUGUCACUAUUAGCUCAUGGAGAUAGGAGUAUGGUUGGCGAUCGAGGAGUUGCUCUUAGUGGAGGCCAAAGAGCUAGAGUCAAUUUGGCAAGGGCUGUCUAUAAGGAUGCAGAUAUUUAUAUAUUAGAUGAUCCGCUUUCAGCCGUCGAUACUCAUGUAGGAAAACAAAUAUUUGAAGACUGUAUUUGUAGUUAUUUACGAGGAAAAUGCACUGUUCUAGUUACUCAUCAACUGCAAUAUUUAAAAAACGUCCACAAAAUAUAUCUACUGGAGCGUGGAAAAAUUGUCGUAAGUGGAACAUUUAAGGAAAUAUCUGAAUCCAAUACCGACUUUGCUCGACUACUCGUUAACAACGUUGAAGAAGAGGAAAGCGAUACGAUAGAUGAAGAAUCAUCAGAAAUAGAAUAUUUUGAAAAUAUGUCCGAUGAGAAACCCACGGAGAUUACUGAGGAAGCUGUUAUCAUAAAAUUAACAUCUAAAGCGUAUUCUGGGUACUUAAAGUAUGCAGGUGGUUGGUUCUAUGGAUUUUGGGUGCUCAUGUUGUUUGUGUUUACUCAGUUCUUGUCUAGUGGAUCAGACUAUUUUGUUAACUUCUGGGUAAAUUUAGAACAAGAAACCUUUCAAGAAGAAGAAGGAAAUAAAACUUUACUUAUAGGAUAUUCUGAUGACGUUUAUAUGGAAGAAAACUACAAUUCUCUUUGGAAAUAUUCUUUAAGACAUCUAACACCUUUACAGCCUGGUUUUUUCAAUAGUGAUAGAUGCAUUAUCAUAUACAGCUGUAUUAUCGUAUCUGUGAUAGUUGUAACAGUUAUGAGGUCUGUCAGUUUUUAUAAAAUGUGUAUGAACGCAUCUGUAAAACUGCAUAAUACUAUGCUCGCGAAGAUUUGUAAUGGUACUAUGCUCUUCUUCAACACAAAUCCUUCUGGAAGAAUACUAAACAGAUUUUCGAAAGAUAUUGGAUGUAUAGAUGAAACAUUGCCCAACGUUUUAGUGGACACAAUUCAGAUUGCUUUAAACGUUCUGGCUGUAAACAUUGUAAUUGCAACUGUCAAUCCUUGGAUUCUAAUAUCUACUGUAGCAAUAGGUUGUCUGUUCUAUUUCUUCAAAGUUGUUUACGUUUCUUCAAGUAGAAAUUUGAAACGUAUGGAAGCAGCCACACGAAGUCCAGUUUUUUCCCAUAUACACGCAUCUCUACAAGGCUUAACUACAGUAAGGGCUUUUGGAGCUCAAGAAAUCUUAAGAGUUGAAUUCGACAAACAUCAGGAUCUGCACAGUUCGGCGUAUUAUCUAUUUUUGUGCUGCAAUCGAACAUUCGGCUUCUGGUUAGAUCUUCUUUGUGUUGGGUAUAUUGCAGUGGUUACUUUCAGUUUCUUCGUUUUCGGCAGUGCUUAUGGUGGCAACGUUGGUCUAGCAAUCACCCAAGCUAUAAGUUUAACAGGUAUGUUCCAAUGGGGCAUGCGUCAAUGGAGCGAAUUGGACAACUCGAUGACGUCAGUGGAAAGAGUGCUUGAUUACAUUAAUAUAAAACAAGAAUCCCACGAGAAACAAAAGGAGCCGCCAAAAAGAUGGCCGGAGAAUGGUAUGCUUGAGUUCCAGUCUGUUUACUUGCGGUAUGCCACAAACCUACCUUAUGUUUUGAACAAUCUUACUUUUAAGAUUAAACCUAAAGAGAAGGUUGGAAUUGUGGGAAGAACAGGAGCAGGAAAAUCAACGUUGAUUUCUGCUCUUUUCAGAUUAACAGAUAUUGAAGGAAAGAUAUUGAUCGAUGGAAUAUGUACCAGUGAUAUACCCUUAACCAGUAUGCGUUCAAAGAUAGCUAUUAUACCCCAGUCACCUGUACUAUUUUCUGGUACAGUGCGAUCAAACUUAGAUCCUAUGGAUGAAUACGAUGAUGAAGACCUAUGGCGAGCUCUAGAAGAAGUAGCUCUAAAGGAUGUUGUCUCUGAUAUGGAAAUGGGUUUAGAAAGCAAAAUAGGUGAAGCCGGAUCAAAUCUUAGUUUGGGUCAACGUCAACUCGUGUGCUUGGCUAGAGCUAUAGUGAGAAAAAACAAGAUCCUUGUUUUGGAUGAAGCUACAGCCAAUGUUGAUCCGAAAACAGAUGCUUUAAUACAGUCUACCAUACGAAACAAAUUUGCCAAUUGUACCGUUCUAACAAUAGCUCACAGAUUACAUACAGUCAUGGACUCUGAUAAGGUAUUAGUAAUGGAUGCAGGUUCAGCAGUAGAAUUCAAUCAUCCGCACAUUUUGUUACAAAAUACAGAGGGAAUAUUCUGUAGUUUGGUUAAACAAACUGGAAAAUCGAUGGCUGAGAAUUUAUGUAAAAUUGCAGAAGAGCAUUUUAAUAACUACUACUAUGAAGAUUGUUCUUCUUUAUCAAGUUAUUCCGAAGACAACUAAAACAAAAACUAAAACAGAUUUUUUAGUAACGUACCUGUAAUGUACAUAUUUACUUAAGAAAAUAUAAAUACUCUAUUAGCUAUUAGCAAAUAGCUCCAUUUACAGAUCGUCUACCUCUUCAAUUUAAUAGGAGAUAUUUAUUUUACAAAAAUGUCCUAAACCAUCAACAAUGGUUUUCUUGGUUGUGCUAUUUUUUAGAAAAUAAUAUUUUCUAAUUUUGCAGUAAAUAAUUAAACAAAGGACUACUGUGUUAGGCUAUAAUAUUAGAUAUUGCUGAGACAUUUUUACACUGUUACUUUUAUAUUAUAGCAAUGUUUAGGGUCUCUGGGACCGUGAACUUCUGUGACAGUGAUGAUAAAUAUUGUUAUUGAGCUAUUUUCGUAUGAUAUUUUACUUUUGUAAGUAUUAUAUAUAGAACAAUAUUUCCAAUUUCGUAAUUUGUUAAUUGAAGCUUGUUCCUAGUAUAUAUUAAUUACAAAAUCGAUAUCAACGUCCACCAUUUCCAAAAUAAAGUAUUAAACGAAAUAUUAACUGUACCUCGUUUAUCGUGUUGUCUAUGAGUACACUAAAAUUACAAAGACAAAUAAGAAGUAAAAGCCUAAGAAUAUAAACCUAAAAUUAAAACAUGAUAUACACUAGAGCAAUGCGAACAGAAACGACGAAAAAGAGUACGAAUAAGAGGUGGUUUUAUGGCUUUAUAACACUGGAGACAUGUCUCAAUAUUGUUGGUAAUUUUGGAUAUAUGUCAAAAGGUAAACUAUUUCUUCUUUCUGCUUUGUGUAAGCUUGUAAAUUGCUUAUAAUGGUGGCAGUUCAGAAACGCGAAAAAAAUAACAGACAGUCACAGCUUUUCUUGAGAUAUUCUGCACAAUAUGUCCCACAAAAUACGCCUACUUACUACUGUAACACACAUCCAACAAACUAAAUUGUAUUUCAAUAUUUUAAAUGUAUUUUUUUUUUAUUUUUAGAGUUAUAUGAACCUACAAAAGUAAAGAUCUAAAGCACACAUUAGUACAGAAGAAAGAAGAGUUCCUUUUUUAAUGUGAUAUCUAUUUAUUUUUAUUCAAUUUUGUUAUUUUUUAGAAAAAUAGUGAUAUCUAUUUAUAUAAGAUUAUUGUAAAUAUAUUUUAUUAAAAGUUUUGUGUUAUU
Messenger RNA from Diabrotica balteata, 5517 nucleotides. The record is from the annotation of a GenBank genome assembly. NCBI's taxonomy places the organism in Eukaryota, Metazoa, Arthropoda, Insecta, Coleoptera, Chrysomelidae.